Penicillium subrubescens is the source of this 1377-nucleotide messenger RNA. RefSeq names its product putative DNA damage-inducible v-SNARE binding protein Ddi1 (gene ddiA). The coding region runs from base 1 to 1377 and encodes 458 amino acids. Gene Ontology annotation, molecular function: aspartic-type endopeptidase activity; protein binding. The transcript is spliced from 2 exons. The record is from RefSeq and is a predicted model, not a curated record. Lineage: Eukaryota; Fungi; Ascomycota; Eurotiomycetes; Eurotiales; Aspergillaceae. Gene Ontology annotation, biological process: proteolysis.
AUGAUCUUCAAACUAACGCAUCUACCUCCUCCAUCCAGGCGUAUCACCGUCAGUGUCAUCCGCCCGGAGCAGGCAGACUCGGAUAUCAUCAAUCUCGAGGUUGGCGGCGAUAUGACGAUAGAGCUGCUCAAAGCCAUCGUCGAAAGCGAAACCGCUAUUCCCCCCGAAGCCCAACAACUCGUCUUCAACAACCAGCUCCUCCAAAUCCCCUCACAAACCCUCGACCAGGUCGGCAUAGCCGAGGGCGACAUGCUCGGCGUCCACGUCAACCUCCGCAGUGGUCCCCAAGGCCCCUCAUCUUCCUCCCGCGCCGCCGCACCCUCCUCCGCCCCAGGCCCCAGUGCUGCGCCACGCCAAAACGUCGCCCCGCGCCCGGGCAUGCCCGACCCGGAGACUAUCCGACUACACAUUCUGGGCGAUCCACGCGUGCGCGAAGCCGUGCGCAGACAAAACCCCGAGUUGGCGGCGGCCGCGGAUAAUGCGCAGCAGUUCAGGAGCGUGUUACUUGCGCAGCAGCAGCGUGAAGCGCAAGCUGAGGCGGAGAAGGAGGCUCGUAUUGCGAUGCUAAAUGCUGAUCCAUUUAACCCGGAGAACCAACGCGAGAUUGAGGAGAUUAUCCGCCAGAACGCAGUCACGGAGAAUCUACACAAUGCUAUGGAGCAUCACCCUGAAUCCUUCGGUCGUGUUACCAUGCUCUACAUCCCCGUCGAAGUCAACGGUCACCGACUCAACGCCUUUGUCGACUCCGGCGCCCAGGUCACCAUCAUGUCCCCAGAUUGCGCAGUCGCCUGCAACAUUAUGCGCCUAGUGGACCGGCGAUACGGUGGUAUCGCCAAGGGCGUCGGCACCGCACCCAUCCUGGGUCGCGUACAUUCGGCACAGAUUAAGAUCGGCGACAUGUUCCUGCCCUGCUCGUUCACCGUUAUGGAGGGAAAGCAGAUUGACCUGCUACUGGGUCUAGACAUGCUGCGCCGGCACCAAGCCUGUAUUGAUCUCAGGCGCGGCGCCCUGGUGAUCCAGGACCAAGCUGUGCCGUUCCUGGGCGAGGCCGAUAUUCCCAAGAACUUGACAGACGAGUUUGAGGACGAGCCGACCGUGAAGGGCGCUGAUGGCGCGGAAGUUGGCGCGCGCACUGGUGCAGUGACACAUCAGGCUGGUAGUUCUGCUUCGGCCGGGCAAUCCCAACCAUCGCAGCAGCAACAGCAGCAGCAGGGCACGCCGGCGCCUAGGAUCAAUAUUCGACCUGCGCCGGCGUCGCGGUGGCCGCAGGCCACUAUUGCGAAGCUUACGGAGCUGGGCUUCACGCGCGAGGAGGCGAUGCGGGCGCUGGACGCAGCGCAUGGAGAUCUAGACGGGGCGAUUGGGUUCUUGCUCUGA